Messenger RNA from Carassius auratus (goldfish), 1902 nucleotides. RefSeq lists its product as uncharacterized. Gene Ontology annotation, biological process: phagocytosis. The transcript has 7 exons. The record is from RefSeq and is a predicted model, not a curated record. The coding region runs from base 152 to 898 and encodes 248 amino acids. Lineage: Eukaryota; Metazoa; Chordata; Actinopteri; Cypriniformes; Cyprinidae.
GGAAGUUUUCGAGCAAAACAUACGACGAAGAGACCCCAAGAGAUGUCAACAAAACUGCUGUUAACUCGAAUAAUAAAGAGCUACAUUUUUGAAUUGACCACUAAAAUCGACCGACGUCUUCCUUUCAUGAGCUUUUAACAAGGAUCUCAGAAUGGCGGAAGGAAACACUCUUUCCGGUGUAAAUGUUGUGCUUGUUAUGGCCUACGGCAGCUUGGUGUUUGUGCUGCUGUUCAUCUUCGUGAAGAGACAGAUCAUGCGCUUCGCUAUGAAGUCUCGCAGAGGACCGCACGUGCCGCUCGGCCACAACGCACCGAAGGAGCUGAGAGAGGAGAUCGAUAACCGUUUGUCAAAAGUGAACGAUAUUCGUUAUGAGCCACCUUUACUCUCUAAAGAUGACGAUCGACUGAAUGGAUGUUAUAAUUACCUCUUCAGAAUGCAAGCGUUAGAUGCCAUCAGAGACUCCGAUAUCCCAUUUCAGGAGUUUUGUCGCAGUGCGAGCGCUCUGACCGGCCGCCGCUACAAAAAGUGGCUGCAGAACCUACGAAACUCUCACUCUCUGUUCAAAUCAAGUCACAGUGCAUUAAUAGAUCGCUUACUGGAGGGCUAUGACAACGCUCGCCAUGGGACAGGGGUGUUUGGUGAGACAGAGUUUGUGAAGUAUAAGGAAGAUCUGGCAGAACUGGCUGCUGUUGUGAAGACCCACUCCAGCACCAGCAGUCUAAACCAGCAGCACCAGUCCGCAGCUAAAGAUCUGACCUGCUCCUCCGGCCCGUCGUCUGCCUCUACCAUUCAGGUCACGUACCUGCCGUCCACCGGACAGCGCAGCAAGAGGCCCAAACACUUCCUGGAGCUCAAAAACUUCAAAGACAACUAUAAUACACUGGAGAGCACACUUUAGAGAUUGGAAUCCUUUUGAGGAACUGUGUGAGUGCAACUCAGAAACUGUGAAUCAGAAGUGUUCAGAUCUCACUGGAAAAGCCUUCAUGUAGAAAUGAAAACAGUGGGAGAUGCAGUCAAAUGGCCUCAAAUCACACUGAGAAUGACUUAAUAUAUGACCAAAUCUGACAGAUAAAUGUCAGUGCAACUGCUUUGAGAGCAAUGUAAGAAUAUUAUGUUGGUAGUUUUAAUGUUUUUCUGAUGGAGCUAACAGGAAGAGCUUUUUUGUCUAAUGUUUUACCAGCUUUUAUUUGCUAGGCUAGGAUGUCCUUUUAAUGUGAACAGGGAGUGUAAAGUUAAGAGCACCAGCAAAGCACCCUUUAGCUGAGAUGAUAAGAUUUUAACUGGAUUGACUUUACUAGAACAAACACAUGAAUUCAAAAUAGUUGGAACGGUUGACUUAAACUAAAAAUGUAAAAAUUUAAUUUAUGCAUUUAGCAGACGCUUUUAUCCAAAGUGACUUACAGUGCAUUCAGGCCAUCAAUUUUACCUAUCAUGUGUUCCCGGGGAAUCGAACCCCCAACCUUGCGCUAGCUUGCUUGCUAACGCAAUGCUCUACUUCCAAUGUAUUUUUUUUUUCAUGCCAUGUAAAUCAGUGGUUACCGUCAACAUUCUUCAAAAUAGAUUAUAGAAUCUGCAUUCAUGGGUAAACUAGCCUUUAACUAUCCAAUUUUAUACUAAGACUACUUCAGUUUGAGGUUUUUAAAUAAGAGCCUGUCCCACAUCAAUGAGAAGAGCUGUGCAGAAAAAUGUAGGAGAGAACAAUAUUAACUUGAGUGCUACUGAUUAUUUCUUUUCAAGUGCAAUUGUAAUUUUUAAAUGAGUUGAUGUUAAUGUGUCUAUAGGAAGAAAAAGUGUGGUUUGAGUCAUGAAUGGAUAUGGUUGUUGUAUAAGAGACUGUCUAUAUUGACUUUCACUGUAUUUUAAAAUCUUAUCAGAUCUAAUAAAUUGUCUGCGUCGUCUGUA